AUGAUGUUCUCAAUUUACCUUCUGCAGAAAAGGGCAGGUCUCGCUUGCAACAAACUUUCAGAAUCUUCUCUCCAUCAAUCUCAAAUGUUCUUUAACAAUGGAGUGGAUAUCAAUUCUCGGAAGAGGAAGAAAGAAGUUUCUGAUACUUCAUUGCCUGCAUCAUUGAUCAACCAGAGUCCUUCCCAACAACCUCCACAACAUUUUACUCCAGUCUUGUCCUUCACAUCUUUAUUGACCGACGAUUUCUCUGCAAAUAUCCAAGAACAGAGUGAUCAAAUUGAGCAAAUCGCCAAUUCUCCAUUGCAGGCCGAUCAGUUGCGGCGCACGUUAGCGGAGAAGUGGCAGAGGCACUACAGCACGCUAAUGUGCGCGGCGGAGGAGAGGGCGUCGAAGAGACUGAAGGAGAGAGGGGCGGAACUGGAGAGGACGGUGCGCAGGAACAAGGAGUUGGAGCUGUGCGCGGCGCAGUAUAGAAUGGAGGCGCAGGUUUGGAAGGCGCAGACGGAGAUUCUGGAGGAGAGAGUGGCGUCGCUGAGGGAGUCACUGGUGGAGGCUACGAUGAGCCGGGGUGGCGUUGAGGUUGGCCGGGGGUGCGCUAGUGGGGAAGCGGAGGACGCCGAAUCGUCGUACGUUGACCCGGAGCGAGUGGAACCGGUUCGGUUGGCGUGCAAGGCGUGUGGGAAGCGAGUGGCGACGGUUAUGAUUUGGCCGUGUCGACACAUGAGCGUGUGCAGGAGAUGCAACGCCGUUACAAAAGCUUGCCCUGCUUGUCUCUGUCUCAAAACCGCUAGCAUUGAAGUCUCUCUCCCCUAA
This is a messenger RNA of Cornus florida, 813 nucleotides long. RefSeq names its product probable BOI-related E3 ubiquitin-protein ligase 3. Lineage: Eukaryota; Viridiplantae; Streptophyta; Magnoliopsida; Cornales; Cornaceae. The transcript has 3 exons. The coding region runs from base 1 to 813 and encodes 270 amino acids. Gene Ontology annotation, molecular function: ubiquitin-protein transferase activity. The record is from RefSeq and is a predicted model, not a curated record.